AUGUUCGGCCGCGUUUGCUUGACGCUCGACGGUAUCUUCCUCCUCUGCGGUGCGUUUAUCGCCGAUUGGAAUGAGACGCACAUCCACAACCCGCGAUGGCCUCCCCACGCUAAAUUCCACAAUGCACAAACUAUGUCACUCUCCUUCAUCCUGGGAGUCGCGACGCUCUUCUUCACGUGGCGGACGCACGCGACGCCUGCUUUGGCCAAAGAAUCCUUCCGGAUCGCAGGGUUCUUGGGGUCCAUCUACUGGGUCGCCGGAUGGGCGUCUCUUCUGUACCCAGGCACAUCCGGCCGGGACCCUGAAUUCGGCGGUCCGGAUUUCCCGCAAAAGUACCCCUUCACGAUGGCGCUUGGGUUGGCCGUAACGGGGGCAUAUCUGGAAGGGGCGUUCUAA
This is a messenger RNA of Colletotrichum truncatum, 396 nucleotides long. RefSeq lists its product as uncharacterized. NCBI's taxonomy places the organism in Eukaryota, Fungi, Ascomycota, Sordariomycetes, Glomerellales, Glomerellaceae. The record is from RefSeq and is a predicted model, not a curated record.